AUGCCGGCCGACCCUCCGCCUGCGCCCCCGCUGCCGCCCCAGCGCCAGCAGGCGCGCAACGCCUUCACCAGAUUUGUCCAGCAGAGCUUCACCAGCUACGGCUCGCGCCCGCCCAGCGCCGCGCAGGCCCGCCCCGACAGCGCGCGCCCGCCGCUCCAGCCCAGAAUUCCCGGGCUGAGUUCGCUGUCGUCGCAAGAUGCAAGCCACAAGACCGGCCUUGACAUCGGCGCCGUCCACAUCAAUCAGGAGCGGACACAUGCCGUCCUCGCUGGCCGUGAGAUCCUCAAGACGGUCCGCAUCACUGGCACCAAGUGCGCCGAGGAGACCAACCUGCGCGCCGCCAUCAUCAAUUAUGCCUCGCACCACCAGGCCGGCGCCCCCUCCGCGCCAACCAGGCACCGCGACACGCUCGAGAUCCACGAUGUCAAGUGGUCGCAUGGCAGCUACAGCUCCCACAUCGCCACCGCCGCCGCCAAUGGCAAGGUUGUGCUGUACGAUCUCAACCGCACCGGCGUCGAGCUGGCCCAGCUGCACGAGCACCACCGCCAGGUCCACAAGUUGGCCUUCAACCCGCACCAGGGCUACCUGCUGCUGUCCGGCAGCCGUGACGCAACCGCCCGCCUGUGGGACCUGCGCGACAUGAAGAAAGAUGUCAUGUCCUGCCCCAGCCGCGACCGCUACUCGGGCCAGAGCGAGGGCAUCCGCGACAUCAAGUGGUCGCCCACCGACGGCGUCGAGUUUGCCUUUGGCACUGAGAACGGCGUCAUCCAGCGCUGGGACUACCGCAUGAAUCGUGCCCCGAAGCUCAAGAUCAAUGCCCAUGACAAGACGUGCUAUGCCAUUGACUGGCAUCCCGACGGCAAGCACCUGGCCAGCGCAAGCGCAGACCGCUCCGUCCGCAUCUGGGACUUCUCCUCCGACCAGCGCCGCCAGAAGCCUGCCUGGGUCAUCCGCACCCCGUACCCGGUUUUUAACGCGCAGUGGAGGCCGCCCUUCUGGUCUCCGGGUCAAGACCACGGCGUGUGGCAAUGCACGCAGCUUGUAACGGCGUACGAUCGGGACCACCCCACUGCUCCCACGGAUCUGCUGUGGCGUUCUCGUGACCUCCUCUGGACCGUUGGGCGCGAGGGUAUCUUCACCCAGUCAGACGUGCAUUUCGCUCCCAAGGUUGUGGACAGGCGUAACAUGUCUUCCUUUGCCGUCUCCUCCAACGGCGACAUUGGCGCUUUUUCGCAGCAACGUGUCCGCCGCCGCCCUUCGGCAGGAUACGACUCGGACGAAACCUACACCACCGACGGGCGAACGAAACGCGAGCUGUCCGAAAAGAGCAGUCUUCCACGGAGCUCUGCAGAUGACAGCAUCGAUGACAGCUUCCUCAGCUCCUCGUACAAGCGCCACCAUGGGCGAACGUCGAGUAACCGCUCGACCAAGUCGAUCAGCAGCACACCGCCCAGCUCCGACAAUCCUGGCAAGAUGCUGUACCUCAACGAAUCCCUUGCUAAUCAGAAGCACUCGUUCACGCCCGAUCAGGUCGCCCUUCGCGGUGUUGUACCCGGGUCCAUUAAUGUCCCUCUGUUUACCUUUCUUGCCCAGAAGUACAACAUGAUCGCGAUCGAGGAUCCGCCGACGAUCCAAUCAUUUCAAACUAUCCAAAAAGUCUUCGACGCAAAUGCAGAGUACGCCCAGAAAGCUGGCAAUCAUCGAUUGGCGAACUCGUGGAGGGUGGUGGGUCAAACAGUAUCGGAUGCUGUGCAACAACGCGCGACUGCAAAUCACCGGCGGAGACUCGAGCAGCAGCCAGCUACUCCGGCCAAGCCACUUCCGUCAGCAGUGAGCAAGAAUGUAUUGACAGAGAAGAAAGAGCAGGACCUCCUUCCCAUCCCUGUCGCGCGCGCAAUCUACGGCGCGGAUGGGCAGGCCCAGGCUUCAGCCGACAGCUCAUCACAGGUACCAACGCCGAUCGCCCGUGCGAUCAACCCGCCCAAGGCCUCGACGCAUGUGGAACAAGACGCUCUUCCAGACCCCGAGCAGGACGAAGCCUUGACCCUACCACCUUCCCUUGUGGAGAGGUCUAUUCAUAGAGGAGGCCAAGACCGGUCGGAAGCCUCAUCCCGGCGUCAGGCGCGCAGGUCGAGCAUUGCACACCCUUCAUGGGCGCUCUCGACCAACGACCUCGAAGAACGACGGGCUAUGGCGAGCAGCUACAGGGUUCCGCCGCGUAUUCCUCUCAGCUUGGAGCCGUACGGUAGCAGUCCGGCUCUGAAUGGACGCCCUGAGUUCGAUCGACAUAAUUCCGGGGAAAGCUUCGCUAUGUUUUCCGCCUCCACUGAUUCGCAUGGAUUAUCCGUUCCAGGCUCGUUCGCGAGUGGCAGAUCGCCGUCGCACGCGCAGGAUGCGGAGUCGUUGCAGGACCGUUGGGACCACCAAAGCAGUGGGCCAGCCUUCUCGAGCUUCGGUAACGGCGCCACAUCCACGAGUGGGCCAGACCCAUACAUGGAGUCACCGGGUGGCUUUCGUGCUGACGUGCAUAAGGGACCCCCGCCGCGCAUCAAUUUCGAUGACUCGGUACCGGAUCAUGGGAACGUUAGUAGCAGUACAAGCGAGCAAGGACGCAUUGUGCACGAGGCCGUAGCUUCAAGCGUCGCAAACACCAACCCCACUACCAACGUCAUAAGCUCGAGUUCAGAGCAAAGCAAGGCCAUCCAUGACAUUGAGACAUUGCGGAAGCAUAAUCAGCUCAUGCGCAACUCAAGCUCAGAGUCAGAUGCAUUCACAAGCACUCAUGGCAGCUUCUCAGAAGCAUCUGUGAGUAACUUCGACAUCAUGGAAGCAAGCGGCACUAUCGUGCCCGAUGGUCCAGCUGACGCUCCCUCUCCGAAUCUCGCUCGCCCUCCGUCCCUGCUCCAUGAGUCUGUUAGCGCACCUGCUGCAAUUGAGACCCUAGACGCGGACAGUGACGCUCUGAUUCUCGCUGACUUCCUCUCCAAGCACGCAAGCGUGGACAGCGAGCUCAGCGCCCCAUUCGCGCUCGUAGACAUGCUUGGAUGGCUUCUUGACUUCCACACGAACACACUUUCUGAUGCGCAAACCGUCUCAAUCAUGCUUCUGCUUAUCUCCGACUUUCUGCCUCAUACUCACCCUCUCGCAGAUGCCUCUACGUCCACCCUUCUUAACCAAUAUGCAGACCACCUUCACUCUCUCAACAUGUCGCCCGCCCAAAUCCGAGCAAUCCUAAAUUCGCAACUUGCACCGCUCACGCGCACCGGCAUUAACCCGUUGCAAGCCGAAUCAAUAUUGCAAACGUAUCACAUGCAGCUUCUUUCACUUGGGCUUUUCAAUGCUGCUGCUCUUCUGCGACGAGUGGCGUAUCCAACGUAUCCCGCUGUGUACGAGCAAGCACUUCAGGAAACUCAAAUUGGACUUCGAUGCACACAGUGCAAGAGCCCCAUCAACAACCCAGGUGACAAGACACUAUGCGAGAAUUGCAAGGGCCGGCAAGCUCCAUGUCCAGUAUGCUGGAGUGCACUACCACCAACAGACAUAGCACCGCUCGUUGCGCCCAAGAAACGGAGCAAAAGCCGGAGCAGGACCAGAAGUCACCAGCAUAAUGCAAGCGUGAACAGCAUCACGAUCCCCCGGUCCAACGCUAGGCAUAAGGCCGCCAACGGAGGUCGACACAGCCACACGCCCUCGGACGCUUCCCUGCAGAUGUCCCGCACGGCUACAACCACAACAGUUACGACGGCAAACUCCGGCGUCGGCGGACCCUCGCUCAACACAUCUGCCGCAGCGCGUCAUCACGGCGCCGUGACGGAGUCGCCGUCUUUGCCACCUUUGCCACCGGUACUUUACUCCUCCUGCGCCACAUGUGGCCACACCGCCCAUACGAGUUGCCUCCGCGCUUGGCACAUCGACACGAACCUUUCGCUCGGAGCUUGCCCGGUUAGCGGCUGCUUGUGCGAUUGCGUGCGCGGGCCUCUUCGCGACGAAAAACUCGAAGAGAUCAAGCGCCGCAAGGCCGGCGAGGACCGCGGCCGCGUUCGCGACGAUGGCCGCCGAGUCCGGGAUAGUGGCGCCGCCAUGAGAGCGGCAGCUUUGGCCACGCGUGGUGGCGUCGCCGGUGCUGGUGUUGUCGGAGAGAGAACCGCGCCGGGCGGCGAUAAAGGCGGCGCCCCCCUAGGCGGAGGAGGCUUUAGUGGCGUCGGGGGCGCCGCGUUUGGAGCUGCAACAGGGGUCGCAUCAUCGAGGGCAAUGGGCUUGGUGAGGGCGGAGAGUACGAGGAGUGAGAGUCAGAGGGGCAGGGGUGUGGACAGAGAUAUGGGAGGGAGACUGGAGACGAGGGAUGAUAGUAGCGCAGGGAUCACUGCGGGUGGUGGUGGGAGGAGAGUGAGACUUGUGGAGCCCUCCGGUAGGAGUACGUGA
Lasiodiplodia theobromae is the source of this 4422-nucleotide messenger RNA. RefSeq names its product WD repeat containing protein. Bases 1 to 4422 code for a protein of 1473 amino acids. Gene Ontology annotation, molecular function: protein binding. The record is from RefSeq and is a predicted model, not a curated record. The transcript is spliced from 4 exons. Gene Ontology annotation, biological process: positive regulation of TOR signaling. Lineage: Eukaryota; Fungi; Ascomycota; Dothideomycetes; Botryosphaeriales; Botryosphaeriaceae.